Molecule: messenger RNA, 902 nt
Organism: Phoenix dactylifera (date palm)
Lineage: Eukaryota; Viridiplantae; Streptophyta; Magnoliopsida; Arecales; Arecaceae
Gene: LTPG1
Product: glycosylphosphatidylinositol-anchored lipid protein transfer 1
Source: RefSeq, a predicted model, not a curated record
UUCAACACCCCAAUUCAUUGCUCGCAGCCUUUCCUACAUCCUCAUCUACAUAUAUAUCCAUCCAUCUCCCUCCUUGCCACACAUACAACUCCAGCUCCACCUUCAGAGAUACUAGCUUGUAAGAGAAAUGAAGGGUGGUAUCCAAUCUCUUCUCCUUUCUUGCCUCCUCUUAUCUCUGCUAGCGGCGGCCGCCUCCGAUGACUCCUCUGUCCAAAGUAAGUGUGCGCCGGAGUUUCAGAAGCUGACCGGAUGCCUGGACUUUGCUACUGCCAAGGCCAACUCGCCCUCGAGCCAAUGUUGCGGCUCGGUGACCGACAUCCGAAACAAAGAUGCAGUCUGCCUCUGCUACAUCAUCCAGCAGACGCACGCCGGCUCGUCGACCAUCAAGAGUCUUGGGCUCCAGUUCAAUAGGCUCCUCCAGCUUCCAGAGGCUUGCAAGCUAGCCAACGCCAGCGUCACGAACUGCCCUAAACUUCUAAAUAUAUCUCCAAGCUCGCCAGACUAUUCUAUCUUCAAUGGCACUACUAAAGCUACAUCAGCAUCCCCUAAUGCUACCCCUGCAUCUGGAGGAAUCAUGCAUCAGAACCGUUUUGAUGGUACCUUCACCAUUGCUGUGGUCUCCGCAAUCUACCUAUCCAUCUUCUGAAUAGGCUUCAUGCAUCAGAACAGCUUUGAUGGUACCGUCACCAUUGCUGUGGUCUCUGCAAUCUACCUAUCCAUCUUCUGAAUAGGAGCUUGAACCAAUUGCCAUGACUUACUCUUAUAUCCUUUGUGUGGAACAUUAAUGCCUGUUUUUGAAUGAGAUACAAUAUGUAACAUGUAAGAUCUUGUACUGGAUUUCUUUUCCAAGACUCUAUCAGGAAUUCUAACAAGAGCUAGCAUGCCACAAUUCUCUACCAACU